Chrysoperla carnea is the source of this 3310-nucleotide messenger RNA. It is a transcript of the gene ftz-f1, whose product is annotated as nuclear hormone receptor FTZ-F1. Gene Ontology annotation, biological process: tissue development; hormone-mediated signaling pathway; regulation of transcription by RNA polymerase II. Gene Ontology annotation, cellular component: RNA polymerase II transcription regulator complex. The record is from RefSeq and is a predicted model, not a curated record. Gene Ontology annotation, molecular function: RNA polymerase II cis-regulatory region sequence-specific DNA binding; zinc ion binding; nuclear receptor activity. NCBI's taxonomy places the organism in Eukaryota, Metazoa, Arthropoda, Insecta, Neuroptera, Chrysopidae. The transcript has 5 exons. Bases 75 to 2228 code for a protein of 717 amino acids.
AACAAAAUAAGUGAAUUUUUCAUGACUAAAAAUUUAGUUUUUGUUAUUUCCCUUGUGCGUUGUUCUGCUAGGAAAUGUUAGUGGAUAUGGAGCACCAUUCUGCAUUAAUGUCCUUAAAUAUGCCUCCAUUUAAUAUGAGCCCAUCUAGUUCACCAGCUGGUUCGAAUAAUUCGAAUGGUGCACAAAAUUGUACCGUUUCCGGUGCUGCAUCAAUGACAACAACAUCAACAAGUCCCCCUGGGGGUGGUGGCGGUAGCAAUACAAAUAUACCACCCCCAUUAUAUGGCUCGCCACCCUUAUCAAAUUAUAAUAGUUGUCAGCAACAAUCAGCAAUUCAACCCUUAUCGCAUCAACCACCAUCAAAUAAUAACAAUAAAAAUGCGAUAAAUAAUUUAGAUUCGUAUUAUUUAUUUUAUUCAGGUGGUGGUUCCUUGUCAUGUAUGGAUAUGGGUGGUAAUAGUGGUUAUCCUGUUCCAGGACCACAAGGUCCUGGUGGAAUUGAAGGUGGCAGUAGUAAUGAUAUGCCUGGUAUGGGUGAACCACCGGACACAAAAUAUGGUUUGCCACCAGGACAAGUACAAGGUAUUGGCGAUCCUCCGGACACAAAAUACGGUUUACCACCUGGUGGUGGGCAUCAUACACCCGGUUCUGGCGGUGGUGGUAUGGGUGAUCCGCCAGACACAAAAUAUGGUUUUGAAGAAUUAUGCCCUGUGUGUGGUGAUAAAGUAUCUGGAUACCAUUAUGGAUUAUUAACCUGUGAAUCGUGUAAAGGUUUCUUUAAACGGACUGUACAAAAUAAAAAAGUGUAUACAUGUGUGGCGGAACGUAGCUGUCAUAUUGAUAAAACACAACGGAAACGGUGUCCGUUUUGUCGAUUCCAGAAGUGUUUAAAUGUAGGAAUGAAAUUAGAAGCGGUUCGUGCAGAUCGGAUGCGAGGUGGCCGUAAUAAAUUUGGUCCAAUGUACAAAAGAGAUCGGGCGCGAAAAUUACAAAUAAUGCGACAAAGACAAUUAGCCAUUCAAACAAUAAGGGGGACAUUAAACGAGAAUGGCUUACCUAUUGGUUACCCAUCGCCAACCGGUACAUCGCCAUUCCCAAAUUUACAUAUUAAACAAGAAAUACAAAUUCCUCAAGUAUCAUCGUUGACUUCAUCACCAGAUUCAUCAACGAGUCCUAUUGCGGUCGCAUUAGGACAAGUAGCGGCUGUUACAAGUGGUAAUUCAAACAGUAAUCCAGCAGCGCCUGCAUUACAAAUUGCCACGGGGGGAUCACAUGCGGGUACAUCAAGUGGUAAUUUAUCCGGUUCCGAAUCAAAAUUAUGGGGUAAUGCCAAUUCUACAACAACAUCACCACAUUCACUAUCACCAAAAGGUUUUCCAUUUGAUACCACAUCUUCGACAGGGGGUUCGAGUGGGAACAAUAAUAGUACGGAUAAUGUGGGUAGCGGGGCAGGAGGUAAUGGAAACUCAAAUAGUAACUCAGGGUCCACCAAUGUUGGUGGCAGCAACACACCAUCUUAUAAAAUAUCACCAUUAAUACGAGAGUUUGUGAACGCUGUAGACGAUCGUGAAUGGCAAAAUUCCUUAUAUAGUUUGUUACAAAAUCAAACGUACAAUCAAUGUGAAGUGGAUUUAUUUGAACUUAUGUGUAAAGUUUUAGAUCAAAAUUUAUUCUCACAAGUUGAUUGGGCGAGAAAUUCUGUUUUCUUUAAGGAUCUCAAAGUGGAUGACCAAAUGAAAUUAUUACAACAUUCGUGGUCUGAUAUGUUAGUGUUAGAUCAUAUGCAUCAUCGAAUGCAUAAUAAUUUACCAGAUGAAAUGACCCUACCAAAUGGCCAGAAAUUCGAUUUAUUAUGUUUAGGAUUACUAGGUGUACCAUCAUUAGCCGAUGUAUUUAAUGACCUCACAGCAAAAUUACAAGAACUUAAAUUUGAUGUUGCUGAUUAUAUAUGUGUGAAAUUUUUAUUAUUAUUAAAUCCAGAAGUUCGAGGAAUUUCUAAUAGGAAGCAUGUUCAAGAAGGAUAUGAACAGAUACAAGUAGCACUCCACGAUUACGCAAGAACGUGUUAUCCACAAGUGCAGGAUAAAUUUAUGAAACUGUUAAGGGUAUUACCAGAUAUCCAUGGUAUGGCCAGCCGUGGUGAGGACCAUCUAUAUCACAAACAUUGUAACGGCAGUGCACCAACACAAACACUAUUAAUGGAAAUGUUACACGCUAAACGAAAAUAACAUUUAGAAGAGGACGUUGUUAUUAUAAAUGAUAAUGUGAUUGAUAAUGGUGAUGAUUAUUAUAUUAUUAAUGAUAAUGAUAAUAAUAAUAAUUAUAAUGAUGAAGAAGAUGAUGAAGAUGAUAUUCAACAGAACGAAGAUGGAUGCUCUGACCCAGGAUGAAAUCCUACGGGUGAUUGCAUCAUCCUGCAAUUACAACAAACAAAUAAUAAUUUAAACUCGUCGUUACCUACGGACGUUACCAAGCUGCUAUGCGCUACCUGAUGACUACUACUACACUACUCCUAAACUAAAUAUUUAAACACUUUACUUUAAAAAAAAAAACACAGCGUCGUCUUUGAAAAUGGAAUUAUUUUUAGUUGUGCAAUAAACAUUGAAGAACAUUUUUUAAAAACAAUAUCUCUGUGGCUAUCAUUGAAUGUGUGUUUGUUAAUUGUGUGAUAAUUAAUUUACUAAGCAUAAAAAAAUUUAAAAUACAAAAAAAAAUCAAAGCUCAUAGAAGCAGAGCCACACACGUUUAAUUAUUUAAGUUAUGCAGAAAACAAAGAAGCGCGUGAUUUGAAUUUGGUGAUGGUAUUAGUGAAACGAAAAUAUGGACAUAUAACGGAACGAGAAGAAUGGAUGUAUUUGUGUUAUUAUUAAAUUGGCAACGAAAGAAAUAUAUUUUUUAGAUAUUUAAUUAAACAAAUUUAACAUACAACUAGGCAUCACUAGGGUACGGGGGAAUCAGUUCAAAAACAAUUGUGAUAACAGAGAGUAAAAUGUAUUUUUUUAUAAAAUUUAAGUAAUAUUAUUUUUUUUGAAAGUGAAUUGAGUUUAUGUAUAAAAGAUGGAAGGAAAAAAUUUGACGUAUAAAAAAAUAUAAGAGCUUGAAAAGCGACGGAAUUUGAGAGCUUAAAGGAUAAUUACAAUUUACAUUAUUCAAAUUUGUCAAUUUCUUUUUCAAGGAUGAACUUUGAUUUAGAAAGAAGGUCAAAAAAUGUUGAUAAAAUAAUCGGGAAAAUGUUUAAACUCAAUUAUUUUCAAAAAAAAAAAAAACUUUCAAAUAUAUUUUUGCGAAAAUAAACCUAACAAAAUAAUAA